GAAAUGGGUGCACAAUUUAUUUGAAUGGGAAAUAUGGGCACAUAUUUGUACCAUGACUCAUGCAUUGAAUGUUUCAAUAAAUAAUGCUGCUGCAUCUUUAAUUUGCUAACCCAAAAAAUCUUAUUCUUAUGCUAACAAGAAUAAAAUUUGGUAGUUGAGCAAAGAUAAAGUGAAGGUUACAAGUUUAUAUUAAUAGUACUCUCAAUUUAGUUUAUAUAGAUACACAAAAACUUUAACAACUCACAUUCAUCUAGUACUUUUUUCUUAAGAAAUUUUUUCUAACCAUUUUUUGUUUUUGGUUAAAUCAUGGUGGGAAGCAUUUUAGGAAAGAUUAAUAGUAACACAUACUCAAAUGGGUCAUCUCAGAAUCAUAAUAAUGGAUUAGAGGAUAAGCUUGAUGAGUUUAGGAGAUUAAUUGGCAAAACUAAUGGUGAUCCAUUAAGAAUUGUGAGUGUUGGAGCUGGUGCUUGGGGAAGUGUUUUUGCAGCACUUUUACAAGACACUUAUGGUGAAUUUAGAGACAAAGUACAAAUCAGAAUAUGGAGAAGAUCAGGAAGAAAAGUUGAUAGAGAAACUGCUAAACAUCUCUUUGAAGUUAUUAAUUCAAGAGAAGAUGUUUUAAGAAGGUUGAUAAGAAAUUGUGCUUAUUUAAAAUAUGUUGAAGCAAGACUUGGUGAUAGGACAUUAUUUGCUGAUGAGAUUCUUAAAGAUGGUCUUUGUUUGAAUAUGAUUGAUACUCCUGUUUGUCCUUUGAAAGUUGUUACUAAUUUGCAAGAAGCUGUUUGGGAUGCUGAUAUUGUUGUUAAUGGUUUACCUUCGACCGAAACUCGAGAGAUUUUCGAAGAGAUUAGUAAGUAUUGGAAGGAGAGGAUUAGUGUUCCUAUUAUAAUUUCUUUGUCUAAAGGUAUUGAAGCUGCAUUGGAGCCUGUUCCUCAUAUUGUAACUCCUACAAAAAUGAUUCAUCAAGCAACUGGAGUGCCUAUGGAGAACAUACUUUAUCUUGGUGGUCCAAAUAUUGCCUCAGAAAUCUACAACAAGGAGUAUGCAAAUGCUAGAAUUUGUGGAGCUGAGAAAUGGAGAAAACCUUUAGCAAAGUUUCUUAGACAACCACAUUUUAUUGUAUGGGACAAUAGUGACCUUGUUACUCAUGAGGUCAUGGGUGGCUUGAAAAAUGUCUAUGCAAUUGGAGCUGGAAUGGUUGCAUCCCUUACCAAUGAAAGUGCCACUAGCAAAUCAGUGUACUUUGCACACUGUACUUCAGAGAUGAUAUUCAUCACUCACUUGUUAACCGAAGAGCCUGAGAAACUUGCUGGACCAUUACUAGCUGAUACUUAUGUGACAUUGCUAAAAGGUCGUAACGCGUGGUACGGUCAAAUGUUAGCUAAGGGUGAACUAAGCCCUGACAUGGGUGUCAACAUUAGUGGCAAAGGAAUGAUUCAGGGAGUAUCUGCAGUGGAAGCAUUCUUUCAACUUUUGAGUCAAUCGAGCCUGAAUGUGUUGCAUCCUGAAGAAAAAAAGCAUGUUGCUCCUGUUGAGCUCUGUCCUAUCUUGAAGACACUCUACAAAAUAUUGAUAUCAAGGGAACAAUCAACACAAGCUAUUCUGAAAGCUCUGAGGGAUGAAAAUCUGAAUGAUCCGCGAGAACGCAUUGCGAUUGCACAGAGUCAUGCUUUCUACAGGCCUUCACUUCUUGGACAACAGUGAUUGUCUUCACUUGGCAAAAACAAAUGUGGAUGUAACCAUUUAUAGGAAACAUUAGUCAAAGGAGACAUAAAUCAUAUAUGUACUGGUAUUAUUUUGUGACGAGUUUUCUUGUAUUA
Molecule: messenger RNA, 1820 nt
Organism: Trifolium pratense (red clover)
Lineage: Eukaryota; Viridiplantae; Streptophyta; Magnoliopsida; Fabales; Fabaceae
Product: glycerol-3-phosphate dehydrogenase [NAD(+)] GPDHC1, cytosolic
Exons: 5
Coding region: 307-1704 (465 amino acids)
Biological process (GO): glycerol-3-phosphate catabolic process; carbohydrate metabolic process
Cellular component (GO): cytosol; glycerol-3-phosphate dehydrogenase (FAD) complex
Molecular function (GO): NAD binding; glycerol-3-phosphate dehydrogenase [NAD(P)+] activity
Source: RefSeq, a predicted model, not a curated record